Messenger RNA from Anisakis simplex (herring worm), 300 nucleotides. Lineage: Eukaryota; Metazoa; Nematoda; Chromadorea; Rhabditida; Anisakidae. The record is from the annotation of a GenBank genome assembly.
GCGAUGAGGUGCGGAUUCUGCGAUUGUUUUGGUCCAUUCCGCUCACGGUUUAAGAAGGACGAUCCAGACGCGCCGCUGGACGAGAACACCUUGAAUCGAUGUCUUGAAUUGGUCAGGGCACAUGAAGCUCGCCAAAGUAAUAAGUUUGGUGAACAUAAUCAUCCGUUAAUAGCGACUGUCAGUGAAGGCUGUUCGCCGUACAAUACAACCGUUGAGCCGUGCGAUAAUCCCCUGUAUCGCUCGCAUAGUCCACCACCUUCAUACAGAUCUCACGAUGGCAGUUUGGAUCANCUUCUUUGA